GCUUCAGCUACUACAACCACUACAGAACCUGAAACAACCACUGCUUCAGCUACUACAACCACUACAGAACCUGAAACAACCACUGCUUCAGCUACCACAACCACUUCAGAACCUGAAACAACCACUGCUUCAGCUACCACAACCACUUCAGAACCUGAAACAACUGCUGCAACUACCAUAACCAGUUCGGAACCUGAAACAACCACUGCUGCAGCUACCACAACCACUUCAGAACCUGAAACAACCACUGCUUCAGCUACUACAACCACUUCGGAACCUGAAUCAUCCACUGCUUCAGCUACCACAACCACUUCAGAACCUGAAACAACUGCUGCAACUACCACAACCAAACCUCAAACAACCACUGAUUCAGCUACCACAACCACCUCAAAUCCUCAAUCAACCAUUAUUUCAGCUACCACAACCACUUCAGGACUUCAAUCAACCACCACUUCAGAGCCUCAAACAACAACAGAACAUAAUUGCCAAAGGAUAAAUGAAAUGAAAUCUGGUGAUAAGAACAUCGUAGAGAUAAAACAUACCAACAAGCACUACACAUACCACAACUGCCUCAGAUACAACCACUACUCCAGCUACAAGUACGACCUCAGAAUUACACGCAACUACUACUUCAGCUUCCACGACUUCCGUCCCUCAAAUAAGUACUACUUCAGCUACAGCAACGACCUCAACUCCUAUGACAACUACUCCUACAACUACAACUACAGGUACUACUUUAGGCACCACAACUCUAGUCCCUGA
Penaeus indicus is the source of this 762-nucleotide messenger RNA. RefSeq lists its product as uncharacterized. Lineage: Eukaryota; Metazoa; Arthropoda; Malacostraca; Decapoda; Penaeidae. The transcript is spliced from 4 exons. The annotation marks the transcript as partial. The record is from RefSeq and is a predicted model, not a curated record.